This is a messenger RNA of Daldinia loculata, 885 nucleotides long. RefSeq names its product GRIM-19. The record is from RefSeq and is a predicted model, not a curated record. Lineage: Eukaryota; Fungi; Ascomycota; Sordariomycetes; Xylariales; Hypoxylaceae. The transcript has 4 exons. Bases 85 to 444 code for a protein of 119 amino acids.
GGGAGCUUUGGUCAAUUGGUCCAUUGGAUUUCCUAACGACGACAAUAAAAUAUCGACCACGAAAUACCCAUUGCCAUUGCCAUAAUGCCUCAGGAUCUGCCCCCCAUCGGGGGCUACGGCCCUGUACAGUACAAGCGUAACCUCCCCGGCCCAGGCUUCCGCCCAACCGCGCUACUCCUCGCUAUGGGCGCCGUCAUGACUUUCGGUUUCUACAAGUUGGGACAGGGUAUUCGAGAGCAGAAUGAGCUUGCCCGAGAAAAGAUGUGGUCGCGUAUCCACUUGAUUCCUCUACUACAAGCCGAGGAAGACCGCGAUCUCGUCCGCAGACAUCUGGCCGAUCAGGCACGCGAGAAGGAGCUGCUAGGCGAUAACAUGCAAGUCUACAACUCUGGAAAAUACGUGAGGCCAACGUUUGCCGUUACGCCGUCGAACGUGACGAAAUAAAGAAGAAUAGUGGUAGUGGUAGUAGCACAUGCACUCUACAUAGAUUACGACGCAAUACAAUACGCAGCUGGCUACGAGCGGAAGAGCUCCCCGGAGUUAGCAACGGUGCGAGACGUGUAUAUAAAGAAAUAAACAAGCUGUUAAGGUCGUCCGGUUGAGUCUGUAGCUCAUAGUAUUAUUACCUUAGGUAGUUUGAAGUGCUACUGAUAAUACAAUGAAAGCGAUAUACUCGGGAAUCUGAACUUGGAUUUCUGCGCUGAGUGUCUUAGGUAUAUAGGAACGAGUAAGAUCAAUGGUAGAACUAGCAUCAAAGCAACUCGCGGGUGUGAGAUUUUAGGAGUAACAGAUAAUCGACUAUCAAAUUUUUGCACUUUUAUAUAGGAAGCAUCGACUAGCCUUAGAAAGAUAUCCAGGGCAUCUACAAUAAACUAAUAGUGUCAC